AUGGAGAUUGUGCCACCGUCGUAUGAAUCGGCAACGACCAGAGACGCUCUGUCUAUAAUUGCCCCGUAUAUACCCUCAAGUGACCUCUGCGCGGCCACUUUGGUCUGCUCAAAAUGGCACACCGCGUUUAUGCCGUUUCUAUGGGGAAACCCAGCGUCCCACUUUGGAACUGAAAAUGACGAGGUCUACGUUGCUCUGACGAGGUUCAGACGGACCCUCAAGUAUGCCCGUCUUGAAGUACGGAUGCUCACUCACACUAUUCAUAUGCCACCGGCGCUCUCUGAGAUAUAUGGUGGCCCACGUCCUGAGUGGCUAAGGGAUAUCUUUGAAUAUCUACCUCGUCUACAGUCCCUGAUAGUAUCGCAGCUGCCAUUCUUUGACCACAAUGCCAUGGUGGCGCUUAGAGGUGCUGGAUCAAGCAGUCUGUCGUCGCGAACCUACCAUGUACGUCUUCUCAUCGCCCAGCGCGAGCCGAAUACAACGUCCCUGGGCCUAGCGGAAACACUGUUGCGCUUUCCGGGGUUAAUCUAUCUCGACCUGUCGUAUACAACAGCUGCAAAAGACCAGACGGUGCUGUCUACACUAUCUCAACUCGAACAUCUCCAAGUGCUCAAGCUACGAGGCAUUGGGUUGAAGGAUAUUGAUGCAGCGUACUUGGCUAAUGCGAUUGGCCACAGAGUUCGACUGCUCGACCUGCGGGGCAAUAAGCUCACGGACUUGGCUCUUCAGCCAUUACUCCAUGCCUGCUUCUUGCCAUCCGGUCAUGCUGCGUAUACACGCGCCUCACAGACUCGUGGCUUGUCUGUAUCAAGUUCGACCAAUCCCUUCUCCCAGGAUAUUCCCAGGUCCAAACUUCUCCGCUCACCAGUGGUGGAUGAGAAAUUUCGAAGGGCAUUAACCAGUCCACUUACAGGCCGCUCCUGGGUUGAAGACUUACCGAAUGCGGGUAUCACGCACCUUUACCUCGCUGACAACCAAUUCACUGUUGAUGGUGUAGCAGGCCUUCUAACAACUGGUCGACUCCACGUACUUGAUAUAGGGACGGUCGACACAGAAAAGCACCUCAAUGAAAGUCUAAUUAGCGCAGGACAACGGGUUUACCCCGGUUCAGAGAAGCUGAUACCAAUUUUGGGCACGGUUGCAAAGGACAACUUGACCUAUCUCCGAGCACAUCACCCUAUCUGCACUUCUAUCGCACCACACGGAAAGUCGCCACCGGCCGAAGAUCUUCUGCCAGAGCUAUCGGCAGGCGAUGGAACAGCAGGCUUUAAUGAGCUGGACUCUUCUACUGCGGAGAUAUAUGAACUACCCGCGGACACGACUCCUGUAUUUGAGCUUCCUGGAAGCUCCCCACUCCCUGAAUCGCCGACUACACCACGGGAACAUGGAGUUGCAAGCUUUCGACAGUUCGAAGAAGACUCCGGCCUCCAAAUAGACGAAAGACGACGUUCAGCGAUUGCACCCGAGGUGUUGUAUGGACCGAACGAAACUGACGGGUCGAAUUCGGCGAGCGUUGAAUUCAGUACUCUCUCAAGCUCGCCCAUCCGGUUGUGUAGUUCUCCGAUUUCUAUGGAGGAUCCACGGGGCCGAAAGAUUCAAGAGUUACUUGCUAAGCGACCCAAGGCCCAGCCCCGACGGCAUGGCAGGCAAAGCUAUGUUGAUUAUCUUCACCCUUUCCAAGUCCCCCACCUAGAAGUUUUGGUGCUCACAGACGUUCCUUCCCAUGUGCCUGCGGAUUCACCGAUCUUGGAGUCGUUGAUGCAGUUCAUAACUGCAUGCUCAAAUGAAGCAUUGCUGGCAACCCUACAAGCAGGAUCGGAUUACUCACUGCCACCCGGACAAGACAGGGCCAAGGCUGAACAGGAGCGAGCGAGGUCUCUCUUCGGUUUACGCCAAUUGGUUCUCGAGAUCACACCAGUCACUUAUUCACCAAAUAAUUUCAAUCCGUCCGCCUGGAAAUCCGUUAGCGCUCAAAUUGGACAUCAGAAGUCAACCACUGGAGAUUGGGAUUUAGAGCGCUUAUGGUCCGCAGCAUCAGAUGACUUUAGCUUCUUUGGGGAACCUGAAUGUGGGGUACCGAGUUAUGACCAAGGCAGAUAUUCCCCCAUGCCUCCGCUGAACGAGAAUGGCACACUUACACCGGACGAACUCGGUUCCUCUCGAAAUGCCAUAUCAGAUCUGGCAGGCUCAUUGUCUGGGAAGUUAUCUUUGCAAGAAGGAAAGACCAAAGCAGGGUCGAGUACCAGUAAUCCUUCCUUUACCCCGGCACCGGCACCAAUAGUUGACCUUACGUCCGAGCUGGCUGCUUUUCGACGAAGAAAAAAACUGGAAUAUGAGCAGACUAUACGACAAGCAUCUCAGCGGAGAAACACGAUUGAGACAUUAUCACCCCAGUCUUAUCGUUCGACAGGUUCGGCUAGAGGGUUAUCCCCGUCUCCGAGUGCCAGGGCAUCAAGCCCUGUUCUAGGCUCUCGUUUUUCCAUUGCCCAUCAUGUCGAAGGACAUUGGAAAGGGGAGAUCAAGAUUGUCCGGAACGCAACUCCAAAGGGGCGGAGUGGGAUGGUGGAUAUGUAUGGAAAUUAUUUUGAGAAAGGGUACUUGUAUCCCUGA
Molecule: messenger RNA, 2610 nt
Organism: Aspergillus puulaauensis
Lineage: Eukaryota; Fungi; Ascomycota; Eurotiomycetes; Eurotiales; Aspergillaceae
Exons: 2
Coding region: 1-2610 (869 amino acids)
Source: RefSeq, a predicted model, not a curated record